CAUCUCCUCCUUCAGCUCGUUUCUCACUCUAGUCCGUCUCUCCUCUUUGAUCGAUUUUCUCCGGAAAAAGCUACCCGUUUCUUUCCCGCCCUAACAAAAUUCACCAAUUUUAUCUCUCCUCCAAAUAGGAACAUGGCGGACACUCUCGAGCCUUCUACGAUCUACAUUCAUCCUCGCAGGGAAGCCUUUGAGCACGGUCUUCUUCCCAUUCCCAAGCUUAUCUUCAACGACGGCACACAAACCCUAGCUUCUCUCAAGGACAAGCUCAUCCAAAGAUCUUCUCAGUCCUCAAAUCGACGGCUAGACUCUCUCGCGAUUUCCGAGAUCCUCCAGAUUUCACCUCACCACGCUCGUCUCGUCCUCGAUACUCUUGCUUGCGUUCUUCACUCCGAUUCCGAUCCUCUCGUUACCGCCAGCCCCGACGAGGUCGAGUCUGUCGGCGUCAAUGUUUACGAUCUCAUUUUAUUUUUGUAUAUUCAGUCUUAUAAACGACUGCUUCCUCGUACGCAUAAGGAUUCUGCUUCUGUGUCUGAUGUUUGGCCAUCUACUUCCGCUUUCGAUGGUUACCUAUCGGUUCUGUCGCCAUUGCAGCUUGUGCGAAGCAACAGCAGACGCUUUUUGCCGUCACAAGCAGAUGAAGAGGCUCAUCAGUUAUCCUACCUGCAGAAGCACAUGACCAAUAUACUGUCUCUUUUAGCUGAUUCUGAAGAUGGGGAAGGAGAGAAGGAAGAAUCAAUGCAGGUUCUGAGUAUGGAAAACUUUGAGCACCUCCAAUAUCUGGUAUAUUUUGGUGAAAGAGGAUCUGAUAGAAUUCCCUUGAGCCAAGCUGCCCCGUUCUUUGCUAAUUCAGACCCUGACAUGCCUGCUGCUCCUGUUCCUGCGACCCAAGUUCAUGAAUGGCUCUUACAAAACCUAGCAUCUGCUUUGGAACAUAUUUCUGAGAGAAUCUCAACGAAAGAAAAUGGAGCAGUGUUAGAUCAGGAUGUCACCAUGGCUGAUGUGCCUUCAAGCUCUUCCAAAUCCUCUACCAAUGCUAGGGGGUCCAGUUUUAUUGAGGGGAUCUCAAAAUCAUAUUAUCUUAAGCAGGCGAGCGAUCUGAAAGUAUCUUCUGUAAAGGUGGUGAAUUGCCAUGAGUCUGUCAUUUAUGUAUUAGCUCCUUUGAGAUAUGCUACUAUUUAUGGAUGCUCUGAUACAACUGUAGUUCUUGGAGCUGUUGGCAAGGCAGUAAGGGUCGAACAUUGUGAGCGUGUUCAUGUUGUUGUAGCUGCCAAAAGAAUUUGUGCUGCCAAUUGUCGUGAAUGUAUUUUCUUUUUGGGAGUGAACCAGCCGCCUCUAAUGGUUGGUGAUAACCAUAAGUUGCAGGUGGCACCAUAUAACACGUUUUACUCGCAAUUGGAGGAGCACCUGAAACAAGUAGGCAUUGAUCCAACUGUCAACAAAUGGGAUGAAUCUGUUACAUUGGGAGUUGUUGAUCCACAUGAUUCAAUGUCACAUCCUGCAGGCGUAUCUGAUGUCCAGACUGAAUCUGCAACCUGUGUAGAUCCUGAUCAGUUUACCAAUUUUUUGAUUCCAAACUGGUUUGAUGGAGAAUCCCCUGUAACUAAAACAGACAACCCAUUCACAUUACCUUACCGUUAUAUGCAAUCUCAACAAAGAAAUCAUGACAAUCUUGGGGAACUUAAACAAAUUUUACGGGAGACCCAACUUGAGGAUAAUCGGAAGCGAGAAUUAUCGAGUGCACUCCACAUGUAUUUCAAGGAUUGGUUAUAUGCCACCGGAAAUAUCAGGCAGCUGUACUGUGUGCAAGGCGACUGAAUUUGUGAAGAAUUUAUAGUUGGUUUAGGGUACGCUCAACUCCUUAUCAAAAUCUCUCUACUCUUAUAUUGAUUGUGUCUAAUCUUUCUUCUACUGAGAAAAAGUAUGAUUACUGGUUCACGGUGGAUAUAGUCUUGCAGCCAACUUAGGCUUAAUAACCUCAGUUCUUCUCUACGAACUGGAGAUGGAGCAGAAUAAUAAGAGUAUCAUCUUGUUGUAUUAGUUUGUUUGGCCUGGUCCAGAUCGAGGGUAGUAUUGAAAUACAUCUUCAAAAUCUGUGUGUGAUGUAAUACCUGUUUAGUUCAGUUUUAUGGUUACAGAUCUAUAUAUAUAUGGUAGGAUUGUUUUCACUGUACAUGUUGGAGUUUGUUCACUUAAUGGGAAGAACAGUCAGCUUUCUUGCAAAA
Impatiens glandulifera is the source of this 2222-nucleotide messenger RNA. Its product is annotated as TBCC domain-containing protein 1-like. The transcript is spliced from 9 exons. Lineage: Eukaryota; Viridiplantae; Streptophyta; Magnoliopsida; Ericales; Balsaminaceae. Bases 133 to 1815 code for a protein of 560 amino acids. The record is from RefSeq and is a predicted model, not a curated record.